Rotaria socialis is the source of this 1560-nucleotide messenger RNA. The record is from the annotation of a GenBank genome assembly. NCBI's taxonomy places the organism in Eukaryota, Metazoa, Rotifera, Eurotatoria, Philodinida, Philodinidae.
AUGACAACAUUAUUAAAUGUUCAAAGAGUAAAAUAUCAAUGCAGUUGUGGAUCAUUUAAAUCCUUAUGUUUUCUAUAUUUCUGUCGGCAUUGUCUGAAAAUUAAAUGUAAAGAUUGUGUGACGCUUGAGGUUGAUUGUCGUUUUUGUCCGAGUUGCUAUGAACAUCUACAAUCGCAUGAGGCAAUAACACGAAAAAAUCGCUGUCAAAAUUGCUUUUCAUGUCCAUCUUGCAAUCAUACAUUAGUAACACGUGCAACAAAUUCAUUGGCAACGUUACCUUCCAAUUUAAAUAUAACACCUGAGAAUAUGAAUGCUGGUGCUGAUGCCGAUGAUAGUGUAAGUAAUAGCACAAAUACUAGUGGACUACAAACUCCAUCGAAAAAAGUCUACUAUUUGGCGUGUAGCGUUUGUCGUUGGUCAACUCGGGACAUUCAUCUUGCCGAUCAACCAACGAUUAAUUCGUGGAAAGCUCAAGAUAAUAUUCAUGAAGGAAGAUUCAAUGAACUUCUUCAACAUUAUAAACAAAUAGCGACACGUGAAAAACAAGAACGCGACAGGAAACGAUACUCGACAGUUAAAUUACGAAACACAAUCGCAACGUCGACAACUCGAUCAUCAUCAGAUAAAUAUGGUGUAUUGACGCCAUUGACUCGGCGCGGUAUUCGUACAGGUGGAAUUCUUAAAACACCCUCAUUAAAUGAAAAUUUAAUUCCAACCAAUUCGUCGCCCAAGCCGUCGGAUUCAAUUGCCACUAUCGAACCACUUGAUGAAACUCUUUUUCUAAGUGAUUCAUUUGAUUUUAAUAAACUAACAACAAUUACACAACGUCUAAAUUCUGUUGAAUCUCAACCAUUAACCAUUGAUCAUCUCUAUCCAUUGGCAAAGAAUUUUACAUCAAAACAAUCGAAACGCUGUAAAGAAUGUGAUCAUAAUGUACUUAAACCAGAACCAUCACCAAAAUUAAUUAAAUUUAAAUUACAUCAAAUGGCAUUAUUUUUUAUCCCAGAGGUACGCAUCUGGCAUCAUCCAGCAUGGUCAUUUGAUGAUAAUAAUCCAUGUAUAAUUUCGGUUAUUAAUCAAGUCGAUGAAAAAACACUAAUAAAAUUAUAUACAUUAGAUGAAAUUCGUCAAGAAAACGAUGAAAAUAAUAGUGAACUAAUCGAACGCAUAGGCCAAUUGGAUGAAAAUACGUUAACAAGCAUAUUAACAUUUCCAAUAGAAAACGACCGUUCAGUUCAAUUACAUCCGCAUGUUGAACCCAAUGAUGUUGAUACAAAAAUCAAUGAUGAACUUCGUCAAAAUGAUCCAAAAGAUUUAGUUAUUCAUCGAAAAUUUGCAAAAUUGGCUAUUCGAUGUUUUGUUAAAAUAAAAAAUUCUGACGUAAAAAGAGUUCGAGCUGCUUUCGUUAUUGAACAUCGUGUUGUUGGCAUUUCAUCGAUCGUUAGUACGCCAACAACAACCAAUUCAAAUCCAAAUACACAAAAUAUUCGACAUAUUAUUCUUAUUGAUUUUGGCUCUAUUGACGAACCAGCACUCCCUUUACAUUCAGCAUUAGUAUAA